This is a messenger RNA of Microthlaspi erraticum, 357 nucleotides long. NCBI's taxonomy places the organism in Eukaryota, Viridiplantae, Streptophyta, Magnoliopsida, Brassicales, Brassicaceae. The record is from the annotation of a GenBank genome assembly.
AUGGCAGGUGAAGAUUGCAUAGAACUAAAGUUUAGACUCUCAGAUGGGACAGACAUAGGUCCGAGCAAGUAUAGUCAAUCUAUGACUGUUUCUUCUCUCAAAGAGAAAAUCAUUUCUCAAUGGCCUAAAGAUAAAGAAAAUACACCAAAGACUGUAAAUGAUGUAAAGCUGAUCAAUGCCGGGAAGAUACUGGAGAACAACAGGACACUUGGUGAAUCAAGGCUUCCUGUUGGUGAACUUCCUGGAAUGAUCAUCACCAUGCAUGUUGUUCUUCGCCCUCCUACCUUAGACAAAAAGACCGAGAAACUGCAGAAUGAUCCUCCGAUGAAGAAUCGCUGCGGCUGCACCAUUUUGUAA